AUGUUUAUGCAAAUAAUAAUUCUGAUAAGUUGAGGAAUGUUAAUGCUACAAUAAGUGAUGCAAGAUGUAAUUUUUAUGCAUGUGUAGGAGCCAGAAUGAGGAAUGAUGGUUUAAACCCCUUAAUACUUUCUAAGGUUUACCAAUCUGUAAUGAUACCUAAAAUGCUAUAUGGAGCAGAAGUUAGAUCUUUUAAUAAGCAGGAGGUUGAACUCUAUGAAAAAACUCAUAAACACAUGUGUAAAUCUAUUCAGAAUGUACCUCAGAAUACACCAAAUGAUGCAUGUUUGGCAUUAUUGGGGUGGAGAGGAAUAUUAUAUAAUAUUGAGCUAUGUAAGCCAAUGUUCUGUUUCAACAUAUUGUCCUUGGGUGCCAGUAAUAUUUAUAGAAACAUUUUUAUAUUUAGAGUGUUUGAAUGUUUAGUGAAUCAUCAAGCAGGUGGUAUUACUAAAGAGUAUAUUACUG
Molecule: messenger RNA, 462 nt
Organism: Owenia fusiformis
Lineage: Eukaryota; Metazoa; Annelida; Polychaeta; Sabellida; Oweniidae
Source: the annotation of a GenBank genome assembly